AAAAGUGGAGGGUGGUGGGUUUAAGGAGGGUUUGGUUGCAGCAUGAGCAUGAAUAUGAAUGAAUGAAUGAAUGAAUGAAUGAUGAUGAUGAUGGUUCCGUACAGCUCUGUGCAUACUUAUGGCGUGUCUCCCAGUCUCAUCUAUAACACAUGACACAACAUGCCAUCACUCUCACUCUCCCACUCAUGACUCCGCAAUCCCACCCCUGCCGCUGCCACCGCCACCCCGCCGCCCGCGUCACCGGCUUCUGCGCCCUCUGCCUCCGGGAGCGCCUCGCCGGGAUCCUCCCCGAUGACACCCCCCGCAGCACCCUCUCCGAUCUCUUCAGCCGGAGCCCCACCUCCCAGCCUCACCCUAGGGUUUCCCGCCAGGAUACCAAGACGGUGAAAGAGUUCAUAGAUCUCGAGCUUCAGCGUCGCAGGAGGAGCGCCGCUAGGGAUUCCGGAACCUUCUGGAACGCCGCCGCCCAGAGGUUGAGGAAAUGGAAAUGGAAACACGCCUCCUCCAACAAGGGCGAUAGCAAGGCUGCAAUCGGAAACGUGGAGAAAAGAAAAGCGCGGCGCUUGAGAGACACGCAAUCGGAGAUUGGAGACUGCAAUUUGGGGAGAAGAUCCUGCGACACCGAUCCCAGGUUUUCGGUUGACGCCGGGAGGGUGUCGUUUGAUUGUCCUCGCGCUUCAUGGGACGGGUGUUUGAUUGGAAAGUCGUGUUCGAGGCUUUCCUCGAUGGAGGAAGAUUCCAAUGACAGUGGUGGUUUGGAGAGUUCUGGGGGCGGAAGAACGAGUUUGGGUUUUGAUAGGUCAAAUUCUCGUAGGAGAAAGUCAAUUGCAGGGGUUGAUGACUUGAAAUUGAUGUCAAAUGCAAAUGCAAAUGCGAACGGGAACGCCAAGGUGUCUCCUGCGACCUUCUAUGGGGCCAAGUUGCUGAUUACUGAGAAGGAGUUGAUGGAUAGUUAUGGGAGGCCUUCCAGUGAUGUUGUUCAGUCUGAUUCUGUGGUUGAAUCUGAUUCCAAGGAUGUUGUUGAUGUGGCCAAUGGGGUUAGGCAAAAGGGUUUCAAGAAGUUGCACAAAUGGCGUGGUGUGUGGAACAAGUUAGGGUUAGUUCAUAGAAAGGAGGAAAAGUGUGAUUCUGGGGUUGUGGCUGAUAAGCCACUUGCAGAGUCUUUGCAGAGGCUGAGGAGGGUGGUUAAUGUGCAAGCAAGUGAGCCUGUUGGCCAGAAGCUUAUGCGGAGCUAUAGUGUUAGCUGUAGAAGCCCCUGUGGGAUGGAUGGUUUAGCCGAGGAUUCUGAGAGCAAAGGGAGUGUUUUGAAUGGGAGGCAAGAAUUUAUGUUUCAGAGGAACCGGAGUGUUAGGUAUUCGCCCAAUAAUCCUGACACUGGCUUGUUGAGGUUCUAUUUGACGCCGUCCAAGAGCUAUAAGAGAAGCAAGGCUGGAAGGAGUAGUGUUAAGGAUUUGAAUUCGGUGGCCAGAAGUGGUCUGUGAAACUGUAUUAGCUGUUGAAAUUGAAAGUAUGUCUGGUUGUAAAAACAUAUAUAAUGUAAUUUUUGUUGUCAACGAUAUGAAGUACAUCACACUGAUAUUAGAAUAUUGUUGCAAUUUGUCUAAUGAAUGAUGUUAGCAGAAAUAAAAGUAUUCUUUCCAUGGUGCUGUUCAAAUGGUAAUUUUCUGAUUGCAAUGGUUCUAGGAGCAACCCUUGGUUUUGCUUGAAUGUACUGCAAGAUAUGUCAUGCUGUUUAGUGAUUUAUAUUUUGUUGAUGACAUAUCUAUGAACUGGUAAAUUGCUGCCUCAAUUGCUG
This is a messenger RNA of Cajanus cajan (pigeon pea), 1795 nucleotides long. RefSeq names its product protein OCTOPUS-like. Lineage: Eukaryota; Viridiplantae; Streptophyta; Magnoliopsida; Fabales; Fabaceae. The record is from RefSeq and is a predicted model, not a curated record.